CGUAUGGCAAGAGUUUGAUCGAUAGAAGUAAGAUGUCCGAGUGUGUAGUCGGUAGCAUAUUUGUUUGUUAAAUAAUAGCUAAAUGAGCUAUGGGCUUAUGUAGUUUUAGGUAGUCUUAAGUAGAAUACGAUUCUUCGCGUACAGUGAUUUUCAUAUAGUGCGCUACUACGAAUCAAAGAUUGACUCUGUUUGGGGUUGGGCCCCUCCUCCCCUGCGCCUGCACUUGGCCCAGCAUCCUCGCAGCAGGAUGGGGGAAAUGGUAAUAGGGGAGCGGCCCCCUUCACCUGCUCGUCUUGCACAUACUUCAGAGAAACAUCCUCGAGGAACGUUAACUGAGUUGAAUGUAUUACGACGUCACCGUGAACUGUGUGAUGUUGUACUGAAUGUUGGUUCCAGGAAAAUAUUUGCCCACAGAGUUAUCCUCUCAGCAUGCAGCCCAUACUUUCGAGCCAUGUUUACUGGGGAGUUGGCAGAAUCUCGACAGACAGAAGUGACAAUUAGAGACAUUGAUGAAGUGGCAAUGGAACUCUUAAUUGAUUUCUGCUACACUUCUCACAUUGUAGUUGAGGAGGGAAAUGUGCAAACGCUUCUGCCAGCUGCAUGUCUUCUGCAGCUGGCUGAAAUCCAGGACAUAUGUUGUGAAUUCUUAAAAAGACAACUAGAUCCUUCGAAUUGCCUGGGUAUUCGGGCUUUUGCUGACACGCAUUCAUGCCGAGAACUCCUUCGAAUUGCAGACAAGUUUACACAGCAUAACUUCCAGGAGGUGAUGGAAAGUGAAGAGUUUUUGCUCUUACCUGUGGGUCAGCUGGUAGAUAUUAUCUCCAGUGAUGAACUUAAUGUGCGUUCUGAAGAACAAGUGUUUAGUGCUGUGAUGUCAUGGGUCAAAUACAAUGUGUCUGAACGGCGACAGCAUUUAGCACAGGUAUUGCAGCAUGUGCGCCUUCCACUGUUGAGCCCAAAAUUCCUGGUGGGGACGGUUGGUUCUGACCUUUUGGUGAGGAGUGAUGAAGCAUGCCGUGAUUUAGUGGAUGAGGCUAAGAACUAUCUUUUAUUACCUCAAGAGCGGCCAUUAAUGCAAGGUCCACGUACUCGUCCGCGGAAACCUACUCGCCGAGGGGAGGUGCUGUUUGCUGUAGGUGGUUGGUGUAGUGGUGAUGCAAUUGCUUCAGUGGAACGAUUUGAUCCUCAGUCAGCUGAUUGGAAGAUGGUGGCCCCCAUGAGCAAGCGAAGGUGUGGAGUUGGAGUAGCCGUGCUCAAUGAUCUGCUGUAUGCUGUAGGUGGUCAUGAUGGUCAGUCUUAUCUGAACAGCAUUGAGAGGUAUGAUCCACAAACGAACCAGUGGUCUUGUGAUGUUGCACCAACAACAUCUUGUCGAACUAGUGUGGGUGUAGCAGUUCUGGACAGUUUUCUUUAUGCAGUCGGGGGCCAGGAUGGAGUCCAGUGCCUUAAUCAUGUUGAGAGGUAUGAUCCUAAGGAAAAUAAAUGGGGCAAAGUUGCACCUAUGACUACUCGACGUCUUGGGGUAGCUGUAGCAGUGCUAGGAGGAUUCUUAUAUGCCAUUGGUGGCUCGGAUGGGCAGUGUCCUCUAAAUACAGUGGAACGAUAUGACCCCCGUCAAAAUAAGUGGUCGCCAGUGUCACCAAUGUCAACAAGACGUAAACAUCUAGGUUGUGCAGUCUUUAACAACUUCAUCUAUGCUGUGGGUGGCAGAGAUGACUGCAUGGAACUCUCCAGUGCUGAGCGUUAUAAUCCCCAUUCUAAUACUUGGAAUCCUAUUGUGGCUAUGACCUCACGGAGAAGUGGGGUUGGACUUGCUGUUGUGAAUGGACAGCUGUAUGCUGUUGGUGGCUUUGAUGGGACAGCGUACUUGAAGACAAUUGAAGUGUAUGACACUGAUCAGAACCACUGGCGCCUGUGUGGAGCCAUGAACUACCGCCGCCUGGGGGGAGGGGUGGGGGUCAUGCGUGCCCCACAGACUGAAAACUAUUUCUGUAAAAAGAAGAUAACAGUAUGAAGCUUUUGUUUUCACACACUGCUGUAUGUGUGCUGCGAUAUGUUCGUUUCAUAUGCCACCAGGAGUUGAGACAAAAUAUCGCUGGAUUGCAAGGACCCAAAUGUACCCAUCAGAGCAGUGAGUUGUGCAUCAAGCAUCAUAUUACAAGACUUCAAAAUGAAAAUCACAUAAUUUAUUUUCAUUUCUAAGUUGGGUUAGUGAAGGUGACCUUUAUAUCAAGUGUUUUUAAACAAUUCUUGCUCCUUUCUUUAUUUUUAUUAGUGAAACUUCUUUCCAAAACAUUGCUGUCUUUUUGUCCCCCAAAAUAUAUAUAUAUAUAUAUCUGUACUUCCAGUGCUAAUUGUGAGGAUAACAAGAGAGUUGUUCAGUGAAGUGCACUGUUAUAUAAUUUUAUUGUGUUUGUAUGGUAUAAAGGCGUGUUUUAGAUUUUGUGGAUAUUGUUAAAGAAAUAAUUUUGUCAUUAAAUAUAAAAUUUUUGUGAUCAUGA
Messenger RNA from Cryptotermes secundus, 2501 nucleotides. It is a transcript of the gene dbo, whose product is annotated as kelch-like protein diablo. The coding region runs from base 248 to 2014 and encodes 588 amino acids. The transcript is spliced from 10 exons. Gene Ontology annotation, molecular function: protein binding. Lineage: Eukaryota; Metazoa; Arthropoda; Insecta; Blattodea; Kalotermitidae. The record is from RefSeq and is a predicted model, not a curated record.